AUCCUUGAUAAGAACUCUUUGCAAAAACACCUUCAUCACGUGUCGUAAUUUCAAAUAUUUCGCGGGUGUUGCUGUUUAUGUUCGUAGUGUCUGCUAGAUAUUGACAGUUUUGAAUAUGGCUGCAUGGAAUCCCAAUGUACCACAGACCUCUCAACAAGAAUUGGAGGAAAUAAAAGUAUUACUUGAAUCAAAGCUCUCAGAUAUACAAACAGAGCUCCAGCAACUUCGUGACACUGAAGACAAUAAUCGACUUGGCCGGCUGCCAAGUGAAAAUUUAAAGCAGACUAAGAAGCUUUUGAUUCAGUAUUUGAUAGAGAGACUAACACCUCAAUCUCCAGAUUUUUUCAGAUCUGGAGAACUCAUGUUUAAAGCAGUACUUGAAAAAUUGGAAAUCCAACUAAAACAAACUACCAGGAUGAUUGACAGUGAGAAGAGAGCAUUGAAUAAAUUAAAUAAAAAACUACAAAGUUUGCAGGCACAAUCUGAAUCAUUCGACAGCAUCACGACUACAAGGCAUGAAUCAGGUGAAAUGAGACAGGCAGAGAAUCUUGAUAAAAUUGAAAAACAUCUGAACUCAGAGUUACAGAAACACAGGAAGGCACUGAAGUACAUGGUUGACAUAAACUAUCCUGGGGAUCAGGACAUGCGACGAAUAAUAACGAACUUGAUGCAGUUGUACAUUGAUAACCCAAGUGAAUAUAUUGAAUUAUCAGAGGAAGACCAUGGCAGAAUUUCAAGAUUUUUUCAAAUUGGAAUGAUUACUCGACAUCCAUAUGAUCCAAUGAAAGUGAGAUUGUCUUAUUGACAGUAAUUCACUUGCAAGUGACAAACACUGAUAAGGUUAACAGGUAUAAGAAAAUUUCGACCUGCUGUUUCCAAAAUAGGUCUUACACAUCACAUCCUUGUUGUGUGAAAGACAGUUUACUGUGUCCCUCUCAGAGAAGAAGUGAGGUUUCCUCAUAAACAUAAUUAGUGAUCACUUUUUUGAAAAGAUAAGCUGAUUACUGUGCGUCUGUACUUGGAUUGUAGCUGCUUCUGUUUUCUUUCAGGAUGUAAUAAGAGUAUAAUGUCAAUGUAUUAAUGAAUGCCCUAUGGACACGAGAUAUCUUGUGUUUUAAUAGAGGCCAAAUCACAGUAGUUCAAACAAUAGUUGAUUUCAUCUUUGAUUUUUGUGAAAUUGGGAAUGUUAGUAUUACUUUGUGCAAGCCUACCACAAAGGCCAACAGUUCUGUAAGAAUUACAAUGUGAAAUGCACUGGUCAUGUCACCUGUAUAGUAUUAACUUUUGCAGUUGUUCAGAUUAGUAAGUUAUAUUACUGAGUGUGAUCAAAUGCAAGAUGAUGAAACCUAACUCAUCUGUAACUUAAUAUAUUACCAUUUAUGUAAUUUCUUUAGUUGGUGGUAUGAAAGUCCAACAACUUUCAUGUAAAAACAUUGCUUUGUGUUCCUGUAUGGUAUAGUUCACCCUGUACUUACAUAGUUAAGUUGCAUUUAUUUUUGUACCUGUUGUGCUGUUAAAAAUGCUUUCCUCUAUCUGAAGGCUUAUAUGACCACUGAAGUGCUUCACUAAG
Molecule: messenger RNA, 1570 nt
Organism: Schistocerca americana (American grasshopper)
Lineage: Eukaryota; Metazoa; Arthropoda; Insecta; Orthoptera; Acrididae
Exons: 6
Coding region: 116-805 (229 amino acids)
Source: RefSeq, a predicted model, not a curated record